Molecule: messenger RNA, 1579 nt
Organism: Carlito syrichta (Philippine tarsier)
Lineage: Eukaryota; Metazoa; Chordata; Mammalia; Primates; Tarsiidae
Gene: FAM110A
Product: family with sequence similarity 110 member A
Exons: 2
Coding region: 131-1018 (295 amino acids)
Source: RefSeq, a predicted model, not a curated record
AGUAUGGACUCAUUGGAUUUCCUCAGCUCUAUGAUAUGAGCAGUUGCCGGCGCCCAGCUGCCACUCUUUGCCCGGAUCCCUGUGUCCUCAUUCCUCUGGGCUCUCCGAAGCCUUCAGGUAUGUAGUAGCCAUGCCUGUGGACACGCUGACCCCCGGAGCCCCCGCCGCCCCCGCCCUUCCUUUCCGCCUGCGGACCAGGGUCCCCGGCUACCUCCUGCGGAGGCCAGCGGACGUCGGAGCCCGGAAGCCCAGUGCUGUGGAGCGCCUAGAGGCCGACAAGGCCAAGUACGUCAAGAGCCUGCAUGUGGCCAACACCCGCCAGGAGCCUGUGCAGCCUCUGCUGUCCAAACAGCCACUCUUUAGCCCGGGGACUCGCCGCACAGUGCUCACGCCCAGCCGCCGUGCCCUGCCUGGCCCCUGCCGCCGGCCCCAGCUGGACCUGGACAUCCUCAGCAACCUCAUCAACUUGUGUGACAGUCCUGUGUCCCCCGCUGAGGCCAGUCGCACCCCUGGGCGGGCAGAGGGAGCCCGCCAGCCCCCGCCAGCCACCCCUCCACGCCCACCGCCCAGCACGGCUGCCGUCCGCCGAGUGGACGUCCGCCCCCUGCCUGCCUCACCUGCCCGGCCCUGCCCGUCACCAGGUCCUGCCGCCGCCUCCAGCCCAGCCCGGCCGCCGGGUUUGCAACGUUCCAAGUCGGACUUGAGCGAGCGCUUCUCUCGGGCAGCUGCCGACCUUGAGCGCUUUUUUAACUUCUGCGGCCUGGACCCCGAGGAGGCUCGGGGAUUGGGCGUGGCCCACCUGGCGCGGGCCAGCUCGGACAUCGUGUCUCUGGCUGGGCCCAGCGCAGGGCCGGGCAGCUCUGAGGACGGCUGCUCCCGCCGCAGCUCAGCGACUGUUGAGGAGCGGGCCCGGGAGCGUGUCCCCUACGGUGUGUCAGUGGUGGAGCGCAAUGCCCGCGUCAUCAAGUGGCUAUAUGGGCUGAGGCAGGCACGGGAGACCCCCGCAGCUGAGAGCUAGGCCCCAGGACUCGGCGUUUGCCACAGGACAGAUCUUAGGAAGGCAACAGGUCCCUUGACCUCUUGCUUCCGUUCCUGGAUCUGGGCAUGCUGGAGGCUGUGAACUUGGUGUAAGGCAGAGGCAUAGAAGCUGGGCCUGCGUCCCCUGGCAAAGACUGACCCUGGAGAGAGUGGUUCUCGGCUUGGACACUCCGCCCCUCAUGUGAGGUUUCUGCCAGAAGAGUGCCCUCUCGGUUCCUCUUGUGGGGCUACGUUUGGGGUGCUUGCCCUCCCCACUGAGAGUGAGGAGCUGAGGGAGUCUACCAAGCCUGUCUCCCCGGUGGCUCUGUUUCUUCCUUCCUUCCUUGGCUUCUGCCCUUUGCUGACUUCCUUUUCCUUACCCAGCGGGCCCUGACUCCCUGGGAACUCAUCCUGGGGUGGGGGCAGGGGAGAGGAGGCUUAGCUGCUGCUCUUCCUAGGUCUUGGCAGCCAGCCUAGGUGGGUAGAUGACAGGAGGGACUGGUUAGCAGUCUGCACUGCUCUGACUUCCCUCCCUGUGGUUAAUAAACACAAAUGCUUGUUU